CUCGGUCUUGGCAGGACUACUCGAGCCGCGCUCCUCGCAGACGUGCAAUAUCGUGAACCUCUCGUGCAAUCCCCCGUUGUUGUGUUUGAAUCGUUCGGAUCUCGGUUUCGGGUGUUGUUACUGUGUUGUGCGAGGUUUUGUUUCCCGGGCGUCGCGCGGAGUGACCUCGAGUGGUGUUCGCCCCCUUCGGAUUGUUUGGCCUUGUGCGUUCGGUUUCCUUUGUUGAAGCCCGAGCCAAGACGGCCGGGAGAGCGAGAGAGAGGCAGCGCCUCCUCGCCCCCUCCCCUCGUGCGGAUUCUCGCGGUGCGCGCGGCGUCUCCCCCCGCGGCCCCUACGGCGGCCAUCCUGUCUCUGUCGCUCCGGCUCCGCGCAGCAGAUCACGCCGGAAAAUCCCGUCGGAAUUUCUCCAGUUUCCCGCGACGCCCGCCAUGGUGGUAGUGUGAACCCUCUCCAAGUUACCCUCUCGUUCCUCGAUCCUUUUGUUUUUGUUUUCGGGUGUGUUGGUGGAUGGUGUGAGCGUGCCCGCGAGUGUCUCCCAAAUGAUACGGCGCGCCAGGCGCGUUUGAUCCCCCGUUCGACCCCCGAGUGAUGUCAGACCAGCGCGGGAUGUGGGGAAAUUCGCGGCCCGAAGACAGCAACGUCAACGCCUGGUGGCAGAACAGCUCGGACGCCAAUGCGACAACCCAGCAGCUCCUGGCUGCCCACCAGCAGCAACUGGUGGCGGCCCACCAGCAGGCCCAGGUGGCCCAGAGCACCGCGGCGGCGGCCCACCAGUUGUUCUCGUACAAGAUGGCCACGAGUUUUAACAACUCGGCGCCCCAGACGACGGUGUCGUCGUCCAUGUCCCCCCAGAACUACUACCGGAAUCUUCAGGCCGGCAACGCCAGGCACGACGACGGCGGGAUCACGGCCAGCCAGGCCGCCGUCGCCGCCGGCUGGUGGUACAACCCUAGUUUACAGAACAAUAUGGCCAAUAUGCAGAAUUUCCAGCAGGCGCAGAAUUCACAUUCGUUACUGAACAGACAAAGAAAUAUGCCUAGAGGAGGUAAAUCAGACGCUAAGCCCAGGGGUCGUAUGACCGCCUACGCUUUCUUCGUUCAGACGUGCCGAGAGGAACACAAGAAGAAGCACCCCACUGAAAACGUAGUCUUCGCCGAAUUCUCCAAAAAGUGCGCCGAAAGAUGGAAGACCAUGUCCGACAAGGAAAAGAAGCGCUUCCACGAAAUGGCAGAGAAGGACAAGAAGAGGUACGAGUCAGAGAUGCAGAACUACAUUCCUCCCAAGGGUGAGAAGGUUCGCGGAAAGAAACGCAAGCACUUCAAGGACCCCAAUGCACCCAAGCGAGCUCUGUCCGCCUUCUUCUGGUUCUGUAAUGAUGAACGUGGAACCGUCAAGGCAGCAAACCCCGAAUACGGUGUUGGAGAUAUUGCCAAGGAAUUAGGGCGCAGAUGGGCCGACUGUACCUCAACAAUGAAGCAGAAGUACGAAGCCAUGGCCGAAAAGGACAAGGCCCGUUACGAAAGGGAAAACAAUGAGUACAAGAAAAAAUCAAAGCCUAGCGUGGCACCAACCGUCGCACACGAAGAAGAUAUCGAUGACGAAGAAGAGGAGGAUGAGGAUGAUGACUAAGCGUUCACUGCUGGAACUCCUCCCUUGUACAUAAAUAGCUCCCAUGCUUUCAGACUCCCUUAAAUAUAUGUAUGUAAUUUUAAGUAAGAAGUUAAUUGAUGCAGCCCACAUUGACAGAAAGAAACGACCUUGAAAGUGGAAACGUAUAUAUAGCGAUAAAGAAAACACUUGUACAGAGCAUGUAUUUUCAAAUGUUGUUUCUCCACAGGGCCAUACGCCAUGCCUCUGUAGAACCUUGCUAAUUAACUCAGGUGAGAAAUGAAUUUAUGUAUAUGUGAAAGCCUCUCAAUUUUUAUUUAUUCCGUUCUACGUCCUUUGUGUUCUCGACAAGUUUUAAGUUUUUCUACAGACGUUUCCGCGAGGAGCCGCAUGGUUUCUUGGUUUUAAUUUUUUAAAGCAAGUCUUCAAACAAUUAAUGAAUUAAUUUCCUCCUCUUCUUUGUUUUUAUUGUAAGCGGGUUCAGCCUCACGGUUCCGAGUGAAAAACAGUUGUAACUCAGGGAUUCUUGAAGUGGCAGUUAGAAUAGCGAAGCUUUUCUCUCAAAGAGUGCUUUUCGUAAAUAUCUCACGUAAACUUACUCAUUUUUUUUACAUAAAAAAUAACGUUCUCCAUAAGCAUGCAAAACUUUUAAUGUUCCGAACUUGGAUUUUACCUCGUUUUUUUAAAUAAAAAAAUGCUAUCUUUUUUUAAAAGUCAUAUUUUAGUUGAACCAAUUUUAGCAUGAAAAAGUAAUUUUAAUUCAUGUACAUAAGCUCAGAAUGUUGAAGUAUAUGCUAAAAAAAUCUUGGAUAUUUUUUAUGUAUGGAACUGUAAUUUUUGGGCCUUGUUCAUGACGAAGUGGCUAUUUUACCCUGUAGGACAUUGUUCAUUUUCCCAUGAUUUUAGGUUUUAACGAAGAUCGUUUAAAGUUUUGCGUCUCGCCACACGCAACGUCUCUUGAGGAAUAAGCAACUGUUAUAACUUUCAAGAUUUGUAAAUGUCUAAUUUUCUCCCGAGGGUUUUUUUUUAUGUUGGUUUGAAUUUUCACCGCUCCUCUUUCCCAUGAAAAUAAACUAAUUUGCUUUUUAAUGUACGAUGUAAUUAAGACUGUAAAAAUUGUAAAUUAAUGCCUCCCUCACCCCCUUGUUACAACUUAGCGAAAAUUUGAAAAGCAAGGAUUUCAGCUCUUUUCAACUAAUGUUUUCGAGUCUGAAAAGCACGUUACAAGUGUCGACAUUGAAAAAAAUCUUAAAUUUUCAUAGCUAUUUUUGUACAACUUUUAAGCGCUAGUGAAUAAAAUUUGCAGUUCCAUGU
Molecule: messenger RNA, 2922 nt
Organism: Bemisia tabaci
Lineage: Eukaryota; Metazoa; Arthropoda; Insecta; Hemiptera; Aleyrodidae
Product: high mobility group protein DSP1
Cellular component (GO): nucleus
Molecular function (GO): DNA binding
Source: RefSeq, a predicted model, not a curated record